UCCUGGAAGGAGGCCAGCAUUCAAUUCCUUUACUGCCACAGUGCCUCAGGGAGAGAGGCACCCUCUGAUAACCAUCUGUGGAAGUUUUGCAACACGUGUGUGCAUCCUUCUGGGCUGAGCGCUGAGCAGUGCCCGCCUCUUUGGGCCUGAGCCUGCGUGGCAGCUCAAAUACCAUAGGUGUGCCCGGCAGGGGCAGAGGGCUGAGGAGUCUGCCAGAGAUGAACCCGGACAUGCGAUGAAGCCAGGGGGCCCUCGGGACCAGAUGCUGCUCGCGCAUCCGGGGGCUUCUUCACCUUGUCCUAGCGGAGCUCAACAGGCCCGGGCGCGCUGCCUGAGCCACCCGUGGGAGCCCCAGCCAACUGGGGAGAGCUGGCCACGUUCCAGGCUCCGGGCUGGCAGGGAAGCUUGGCAGCCAGUUCCAACAGGAGGGCGGCCCCAGCUCGGGCAGGCCAGCGCUGAGGGGUGACUUCUCACUAUAGGAAGCCCCAGGCUGAGGAGAUGGAAGAACAGGUGUUCAAGGGGGACCCGGACACCCCUCAUUCCAUCUCCUUCUCCGGAAGCGGCUUCCUCUCCUUCUACCAGGCUGGGGCCGUGGACGCCCUGCGGGACCUGGCCCCCAGGAUGCUGGAAACCACCCACCGCUUUGCCGGGACGUCGGCAGGCGCCGUGAUUGCGGCCCUGGUCAUCUGCGGGAUUGAGAUGGGCGAGUACCUCAGAUUCCUUAAUGUGGGUGUGGCUGAAGUGAAGAAAUACUUCCUGGGGCCCCUGGCCCCCUCCUGCAAGAUGGUGCAGAUGAUGAGGCAGUUUCUGUACCGGGCCCUGCCUGAGGACUCCUACAAGGCUGCCACGGGGAAGCUCCACGUCGCCCUCACCCGGCUCACGGAUGGAGAGAGUGUUGUGGUCUCAGAAUAUAGGUCCAAAGAAGAGCUCAUCGAGGCCCUCUACUGCAGCUGCUUUGUCCCUGUGUACUGUGGUCUCAUCCCCCCGACUUACCGCGGUGUGCGGUACAUCGAUGGGGGCUUCACAGGCAUGCAGCCCUGUUCCUUCUGGACUGACUCCAUCACCAUCUCCACCUUCAGCGGGCAGCAGGACAUCUGCCCCCGGGACUGCCCCGCCAUCUUCCAUGACUUCCGCAUGUUCAACUACUCCUUCCAGUUCUCCCUGGAGAACAUCGCCAGGAUGACCCACGCCUUGUUCCCCCCAGACCUGAUGGUCCUGCACAAUUACUACUACCGAGGGUACGAAGAUGCCGUUUCAUACUUGAGGAGGCUGAAUGCUGCUUACAUUAAUUCUCCCUCCAGAAGAGUGAUUUUCCCCCGGGUGGAAGUGUACUGCCGGAUAGAACUCGCCCUUGGCGAUGAUUGUCCUGAACGCAGUAAACCAAGCCGCCAAACCGAGCAGGCCAGUCUGGAAGAACCCACGCAACCUCACACUCAGCAGGCUCCCAAAGGGGAAGGAAGCAGUGGCCACGGUCCACCUGUGUCCCCACCUGAACAGACACCUGAAUCCACACAGGAGCGGCCUGUGGAGUCGCCCGUUUCACCACCUGUCUCUUCAUUUGAGCAGUCACCUGCAUCGCCACCGGCCUCCUCAUCCUCACAUUGUCCAGCUGACUCACUGCCUGUAUCACUUCCAGCCGCGCCCUCACCACCCGGCUCAAGACCCAGCCUACCACCUGUGUCACCGCAGCAGCAGGCACGACCGACUGGAUCGCCACCCCCAUCCCCACCCUCCCAGUCAUCUAUGUCAAUCAGGCCACCUGUGGGGCCGUCCUUGGUGGGGACACCUCAAACGUUGCCUCCAUGUUCUUCCGCAUCACCUGCACAGCCACCCGUGGAGGGCCUGGGCUCAGAACAGCCCCAAGUUCCUCUUGCCUCUUUAAUUCCCCCAAGUACGAGACCUCUGGUGAGUGUGAAGGAGUCCACCAGCAAGCCCGACACCUUGGCGAGCCCUGCUGCAGGCCCCCGCUGGGCCAGUGAGGUAUUCAAGAAGAACAAACUGAAGGCAAGUGGCACGAGAAAAGGCUUCCCAAGACAACCACGAUCCAAAAAACCAGGCAGCAAAGUGCAAUCUGCCCCCUGCCCACUCGACUUUUCUGUGCUCUCCACCUCCAAGACUGUCUGGGUCACCUAUGGGCCUCAUCCCAGCGGGACCCAGGAAUGCAGCUGUCCUGAGGACGCUGUGAGCCGAGAGAGAACUUGAGCUGGGACAGGACAGGACCUGACAGCCCCGAGGCCGAGGCUCCUCCCUUCUGUUCUCAGAUGCUGGCCCCUCACCUUGGCCUUUUGGGGACCAGGGCGGCACCCACUGUCACACCUGUUGGUGCAGGGGGUCCUGCUUCUCCCGGGUGACCAACUUCUUGUCUAAACAUCCUCUCAGCUUCCUUGUGGGCCUUCCAAUCCUUCCACUACCCUGCUCUAGACGGGCAGACAAGGACAGACAAGCAAGUGGACUGGAACUGAAGAGCAUGCCGCACCGCCCCCUCCUGGCUGGCAGGGCUCAGCGCCUCCCUCCCAAGCCCUGCCUGAGUUUGCUUCUUUGAGACUGGCAGGAUCAGUCCUAGCCCACAGGAUCUAUCUGGCCCACAGAGGGCAACCCUGGGGGGUCAGGCAGGGCUGAGCCGUGGACACUUUCCUGUUUUCUGUGGUGUCAAAAAAAACAGGUUCUUCUUUUGUUUUGUUUUAAUUCACACAGCAUACUAAAAGCUCAAGUUGGAACUCCCGGACUCCACCUCAGACGCUUGCUGGAAUCCCCUGAUGGCACUGAGCUGGCGUCAGGCUUCCAAGCUGCCCGGGGACUGUCUGGCGCAGCCGUGUCCAGCUGGUGGCCCUGGACUUCCUGGAGUCCUGGUGUAGUGCUACAGGAAAUCAGGGGGUCAAACACCCCUGCCCCGCCUGCCCCCUAGCUGGAAUGAGGGCAGACUCAGCUGUUCACACCAAAGUGAAAAUGUUCCAUGAUAAGGACACCUUUGGCCUCAGUUUUUCCAGCCUGUUCAGAAAAAAAUUAGCCCCUCUGCUCCCCAGAGUGCACAUAACCUCCCACCCCAGCCAGGCCCAGUGCAGGAGCCCAGGCUGUCCCCAGGCCUCAGACGUAUUGCCUAGCAAAUCCUGGAACACACAUCCCUGGGGGCUGGGUGGAAGACGGCCCUGAACCCGGCUGGGGCCCCUGGGAGGACUCUCAGGAACUUAGCCGUGGAGGGAGGAGCUGUUAUGGCCAGGAGGCCCCAGGGAGCCCACUUUUAACAGGCCGGAGCAGAAUCAAGUCUCCAGUGUCCUUGGACCCCCUGCUCACUCUGAUUCUGUGGCCCAGACCAGUCAAGGGAAGCGCCCGGGUCCUGUGGAGUGACCCGCCCAGCCACAGGCCUUUCCUCCAGGAGUGGCCUCACCUUUGGCAAGUGGCCGCGGGCCCAGAGGCCUGAGACGCAGGAACCAGGGGAGGGAGCGUAUCAGCCCGGCACAGCUCAGGAAUGUGCAUCGCUUGGCAUGCAAGGGAGAAGCGAACAUGGUGCUAGCUGCCCUCUUACCCCGAAGCCUCUCUCAUGUUCGUUCUAAGUAUCAGUAAAGCCCCUUGGAUGUUUUCCUUCAUUUUGCUUAAUUUCCUCUUUCCCCACUUUGAGGUGAUCAAGAGAAUUGUUCUUUCGUUAGUUGCAGGGUUGAGGGGUAAAAUACCAGAAGCUUUGUUAAGUUUGAAUUUCAGAUAAACAGUAAAUAGUUAUUUAGUAUAACUAUGUCUCCAGUAUUACAGUUAUUUUUGUGUGUAUCUGAAAUUCAAAUUUAGCUGGGGCCCGAUAUUUUUAUUUGC
Molecule: messenger RNA, 3801 nt
Organism: Phyllostomus discolor (pale spear-nosed bat)
Lineage: Eukaryota; Metazoa; Chordata; Mammalia; Chiroptera; Phyllostomidae
Gene: PNPLA1
Product: patatin like phospholipase domain containing 1
Exons: 10
Coding region: 499-2202 (567 amino acids)
Biological process (GO): triglyceride catabolic process; lipid homeostasis
Cellular component (GO): membrane; cytoplasm; lipid droplet
Molecular function (GO): triacylglycerol lipase activity
Source: RefSeq, a predicted model, not a curated record